GAGAUUGAAUUAAAUAUUUCAUUGCAGGGAUGCAUCACAAGCUUCAGAUGUUUACAUGUUCAGAAGGAUAAACGGGUUUUAUGAUGAGGUUUUUUAAUCAAAGCGGUGGUUAAUUCUGAUUAUUUCACAUGAAAUACCAUCUUUCCUUCACACUGGAUGUCAUUGAUCCUCCAAUGAACCAGCGAGCUGUUCUGUUCUGAGAGGAAAACACGAGCUCUGAAUAAAGCGGAGGAGCGGCGCGCGGCUGCGCGCGGCUGCGCACGCGGAGAGGACGUAGUAGCUGCGACACCGAGAGGAAGGCGCGACUAGGAGCCAGAGGAUGCAGUGAGGAGCCUUGAAUCCGCAGCUCAUUUUCAGGCGGGGGUGAGGGCGGACUUCACCGAACCAUGUCGAACAUGAGCGUGAUCAAAGCCGGGCUGGAAGGCAGGGCGGACGGCGGCGGCGGCGGCGGCUCUCCGAGGCUCCAGCCGUGCGCGCAGCCCCCCAACAACAGCGGCGGCGGCGGCCGGACCAAAGACGCCAGGUACCAGCAGCAGCUUCAGCACCAGCUCCAGCAGCAGAGGCAUCAUGGUGGGUCGAUGCUGAAGCAGCCGUCCCACAACGAGCCGGCGGACGUGGUCAGGCGCGCGCUGGACUUCAAGAGCCAGGGCACGCAGUGCUACAAGGAUAAGAAGUACCGGGAGGCCAUCGGGAAAUACCACCGCGCUCUGCUGGAGAUCAAGGGGCUGUGCAGGGUUCUGGGGGACCCGGACGCGGGCUCCAACUCCCCGUCGUCCUUCCUGCCGUCCAUCGGCAGGUCCAGCCCGCUGACGGACGAGCAGAAGGGGGCGAUGGAGAACGCGGAGCUGGAGUGUUACAACAGCCUGGCCGCUUGCCUUUUGCAGAUGGAGCUGGUGAACUACGAGCGCGUGAAGGAGUAUUGCUUGAAAGUCCUUCUUAAAGAAGGGAAGAACUUCAAGGCUCUUUACCGAUCUGGAGUGGCCUACUACCACCUGGGAGAUUUCCAGAAGGCCCUGCACUACCUGAAGGAGUCACAUAAACAGGAGCCGUCAGACACCAAUGUCAUCCGCUACAUCCAGCUGACAGAGAUGAAGAUUCGCCGAAAUGCCCAGAGGGAAAAGAAGGAGGCGACAUAAACGCUGGCCGUCUCCACCCCCCCCCUCCCCACAGCCCUACUGUGUGUCACCCAGACCUUAAACACCACAAACCCCGCAGGUCACGGCGUGAGAUGAUGUUAGUUUGCUUUCGCCUUGCACAGUUGCCGGUCACUGAACUUCUUUGUUGUGUGCUUGGGAGUUUUUGCAUCCAGUUUUUUUCUCUUGAAAGCUCACCCUGACCCAUCCCGAGCGCGGCAGCGGUUAAAGGGCGAGGCCCCGCCGGUCCAAGGGCUGCACAUGCAGGCCAACGGUUCAGACAGGGAGAGGAGCAACCGUGCAGCACGUCUGCAGGCGCCUCUCGCUGCUCAAACUGGCACCUGUCCUCGCACAAGACCCGUUGGAAAUGCCUAGAGUAACAGCGGCCCACGCUGCUGCCACCGCUUUUCCAAGAGCUCAAACAACUCACCCUUUUUUAUACUUUAACCACACGUGAAAAGGCAACGUGAGCCACUUUCCACUGCUGACUUCAAGGAGAAGAGCUUGAGAGACAUAUCACUAACUGUAAAUAGUCUAAUUUAUAACAAACCACAAGAAAAUAUAGUGCAAAGGGAAGCUUUUUGUGCUUAUUAAUGCCAAAACGGAGCACUUCAUUCACAGCAUUUACUGUCUUUUGAAAUACUUUUUGUGUUGUGAAGGUGCAGUGUGCAAUAAAGGUUUCUGAGGAUUGAAA
This is a messenger RNA of Oryzias latipes (Japanese medaka), 1827 nucleotides long. It is a transcript of the gene ttc9, whose product is annotated as tetratricopeptide repeat domain 9. The record is from RefSeq and is a predicted model, not a curated record. Gene Ontology annotation, cellular component: cytosol; endomembrane system; mitochondrial envelope. Lineage: Eukaryota; Metazoa; Chordata; Actinopteri; Beloniformes; Adrianichthyidae. Gene Ontology annotation, biological process: protein folding; negative regulation of apoptotic process. Gene Ontology annotation, molecular function: protein folding chaperone; protein binding.